AAGACAACCGUGCAAGUUAUAUGAAUGUGGUGUGAAAUAUAUAGCGGAUAAUUAACUAAAAUUCGCAUAAAAAUAUUGCUAAAAAAUAUAAAAAUUUUGCAUAAAACUCUAAUUUAAUGUCCAUUAAACAAAGAACAUGCUGAGUUUAUAUGGUAAAAAGUGAUUAAGUGUAUAAAAAUUGCAAAUGAAAAAAUCUUCGUGUGCAAUAGUCACAUAUGCAUAAUUAAGAGAAAAAAGGAAAAAAAGAAAAACGUCUACCCAAUAAAACAACUGUGAAUUUGUGCGAUACUAGCGAAAAAAUUUUAGUCACUUUUUAUUCAUACGGCAGUAAACACAAACAAAAAGUACACGCGUUUUCGCAUAUUAAAUUGAGGUUAAGUUAAUAGAAAGAUAAUCUAAGAAAAUUGUGUUCUAAAAAUGUAAUAAAAUUAUGUAUAAAGUGUUAAUAAUUCUUGUUGAUAAAAUAUAUUAUUAAAACAUAAACACAUUAAUCAAUGUAUGGAGAAAAUGAAGUGUAUCGCAAAGAAUCUACAACAAAAGCCGAAACCCGUGUCAUAAAAAAAGUUUUUUUUCCUUUCAAGUGCUGCGCUAUUGUUCUUAGCACAUACGGUUGCUCAAAUUUUGUGAAAAGAAAAUAAGUCGAAAAUAAUAAAAGAAAAAUACGAGAAAAGAAAGUAACCAACUAUAACAACAAUAACAAAAAUAAUACUGUGUGCAAAACGUAUAGCAAAGAAAGAAAUUAAAAAGAAUAAAAAAAUAAAAUUUGUGCAAAAACAAAAGAAAAAAAUUACGAAAUUAUAGAAAAUGAAUAAAGAUGAUCAAAAUCAAAAUUUGAAUAAAGCAACGUCACGGACAAAUUCAAAAAAUUACAAUACACCAGCAGCAACAGCAACAACAUCAACAGUGGCAGCAGUAGAGUCUUCAAAACAACCUCAGAAAACAAACUCAAAAAAUAAGAAAAAUCAUACCAAUAGCAACAAUAAUAAUAACAAUAGUUUAAAAUUGGCAGCAGCUACUACAGUAGCUGCCACAAUUUCCACCAUUGCAACUAAUAAUAAUCAACAACCUCAAAAUCCUGCUGCUGUUACUGGUAGCAGCAAUAAAAAGUCCUCGAAACAGGGCAAUGCCACAGCAGGACGUCAGAAUAAUUCCUCCGCCUCUGCCACCGCCUUCUCUGCUACAUCAUUAUCUUCAUCAUCUGCCUCCACCUCCAACACCUCAGAUACAACAACAAUAACAACAUCGUUAUCAGCUAUCGAAGAUUUGGAUAACGGUGCAAGCUGUAUUGCAAGUGCUGCUCCUGCCACCAACUUGGCUAAUUCGGCUAGGUUGAAAAAUACUAAUACGAGCAACAACAACAACAAUACCAACACCAACCAAAAUAACGCAAAAAUUAAAUUAAAAGUUAACAACAAUAACAGUAACAUCAACAAUUCCUCCAACAAUACUACUACCAACACCCCCCUAAAUCAGGCCUCCACUUCUGCUUCAACCUCCGCAGUUUACACUGCCAAUGGCAAUAAAAUGCCAAAAAAUUCAGCAGCAGAAACAGCAACAACCACCGCUUCAACAACAUUAGCCACAACAGUAUCAAUAGCAUCUAACAUGCCAUCGUCAGUUGGUGGUAGUGGUGUAGAUAUUGAUAUGGCAGCCUUAAACACAGUUCCCCCACCAUCGACGGCUGUUACGUCAACGGCCACUGGUACUGUGCCCACAAUUACCUCAAGUAAAUCGGCAACAAAUGCAAGUGCUGGUGUUGGUGGUAUAUCUUCUGCGAAAUCGAAGAAAUCAUCCUCAACAGCUGCCGCCGCUGCUGCUGCAGCGCUUGCUCUUCAACAGCAGGCUGCAGCCGUAUCUUCGGGAAAAUCAGCGUUAUCAUCUGCUUCUGCUAAAUCUGGGUCAUCUUCUAAAGAUGCCCAUUUAAAGUUCACCUCCGCAUUACCGCUGUUGGUGGGUUCGGCGGCUGCUGCUGCUGCAGCGGCCAAAGGUGCCGGUGCCUCUUCCAGUGCUGGUGCACAAGCAGCCGCCGCUGCAGCUGCCGCCCUCAAACAAAAGCUAAAAAGUGCUGCUGCCGCAUCAUCGGUAGUAGCUGCAGCCGCUGCCAGUAAUUCCCGCUCAAACUCAACGUCGACAUCCUCAAAUUCAUCCUCACUUUCGUCAUCCGUUGGAAUUGUAAAUGCAAUUUCAAAUGCCCUGCAAAACAUCAUUACCAGCGAUAAUUCCGAUACGGAUACGGAACUUUAUCCGCCGCCGGUAACGGAUCUAUCAGAAUCCGAUGAGGAAUCUGUUUCAGAGAUCCUUUUGGCAUGCUUGUGUCUAAGGCCAGAUUUAUUGGAUGAUAUACCAGAAUCUGAUCCGGACUCUUGUGGUCAUGAUGCCGAAGGCCAUGAAGAAGAAGAUGAUGGUGACGAUGAGGACGAAGAUGAAGACGAAGAAGACGAGGAGGACGAUGAUGAUGAAAAUGAAGAUGACGAUGAUGACGACGACGACGAUGAAGAGGACGAAGAGGAAGAAAUCGACGAUGACGAUGAUGAUGAAGAAAUUCAAGAUCCCAAUGAGGUCAGUGGUGAUUUCUUGCUCGACACCAAUAACGAUCGUAGUAAUCGAAAUCUUAAUGCCCUCUUUGAAGCUGCCGCCAACGAAAAAGCACCUGUUUUACGUCAUGCCACCCAUGCCAUCGAUGAGACUAAACAGGCCCUAACAAAAAUGCGUGGUGCUAGCAGUGAUAAGACCAUGUUCUCACGUACUCUAAUUGCUGCCUGCAACGAUAAUGAUGUUAAUACAGUGCGUAGUCUGUUGGGUAAGGGAAAUGUUAACAUUAACGAAUCUACAGAUGACGGUGAAUCCUUGCUUUCUAUGGCAUGCUCAGCCGGUUACUAUGAAUUGGCACAGGUUCUCUUAGCCAUGUCUGCAGCUCAAGUAGAAGACAAGGGCCAGAAAGAUUGUACUCCUUUAAUGGAGGCAGCUUCUGCUGGUCAUUUGGAGAUAGUUAAACUUUUACUAAGUCAUAAUGCAGAUGUAAAUGCUCAUUGUGCCACCGGUAAUACCCCGCUAAUGUUUGCCUGUGCUGGUGGUCAUGUUGAGGUGGUUAAAGAAUUGCUGAAGCAUGGUGCCAAUGUUGAGGAGCAAAACGAAAAUGGUCAUACACCGUUAAUGGAAGCAGCCUCAGCUGGUCACGUUGAAGUUGCCAAGGUUUUGUUGGAACAUGGUGCCGGCAUUAACACCCACUCGAAUGAAUUCAAGGAAAGUGCUUUAACGCUGGCCUGUUACAAGGGCCAUUUGAAUAUGGUACGUUUCCUUUUGCAAGCUGGCGCUGAUCAAGAACAUAAAACCGACGAAAUGCAUACUGCCCUAAUGGAGGCUUCAAUGGAUGGUCAUGUAGAAGUGGCCAGACUACUAUUGGAUUCAGGAGCUCAAGUUAACAUGCCUACUGAUUCAUUUGAAUCUCCUCUAACUUUGGCGGCCUGUGGUGGACACGUUGAAUUGGCAACUUUGCUAAUUGAACGUGGUGCCAAUAUCGAAGAGGUUAACGAUGAAGGCUAUACCCCGCUAAUGGAAGCUGCCCGAGAGGGUCAUGAAGAAAUGGUGGCUCUGUUGCUGAGUAAGGGGGCAAACAUUAAUGCCACCACCGAAGAAACACAAGAAACGGCACUGACGUUGGCUUGUUGUGGUGGUUUUAGUGAAGUUGCGGAAUAUUUGAUUAAACAUGGAGCCAAUUUGGAAUUAGGAGCUUCUACGCCUCUGAUGGAAGCGGCUCAAGAAGGACACACCGAUUUGGUACGUUUUCUUUUGGAAAACAAAGCCAACGUGCAUGCCGAAACGCAAACGGGCGAUACAGCUUUAACCCAUGCCUGCGAAAAUGGUCAUACCGAUGCCGCUGAAGUUCUAUUAAGCUAUGGUGCCGAAUUGGAACAUGAGUCGGAAGGUGGUCGUACCCCGCUAAUGAAAGCCUGUCGUGCUGGUCACUUGUGUACCGUCAAGUUUCUCAUAUCCAAAGGAGCUGAUGUUAAUAAGCAGACCAGCAGCAAUGACCACACCCCACUCUCUUUGGCCUGUGCAGGUGGUCAUCAGGCUGUUGUUGAAUAUCUAUUGAAAAUUGGGGCAGAUCCAUUCCACAAACUAAAAGAUAACAGCACCAUGCUUAUCGAAGCAGCUAAAGGUGGUCAUACCCGUGUCGUUGAACUGCUGUUCAAAUAUCCUCACUUUAUACAAAAUCAUCAAAACGAACUGCAAUCGGCGGCUGCAGCAGCGGCCGCAGCUGCUGCUGUGGGUAUUAAUAAUACCACAGCCUCGAGUGCUGCUGCCAAUCAAUUACAUUUAAUCAACUUGCAACAGCAAAAGCAAUUGCAACAACAGCAGAAACAAUUGCAGCAACAGCUCCAGUUACAGUUGCAACAGUUAAGUGCUCCUCCCGGUUUGCAUGAAGUUUCCGAAGCUGCAAGAGCAAAUAACCAACAAAUUUUCCAUCAUCAGCAAUACACCACCAAUAAUAACGCUUUGGCAGGUGCCACCAACGAGUAUUUGGAAGAACAAUUGCAACUGCAAGCUCCAAAUGCUAAUGCCACAGAAGCUGGCUCCAAUCAAGUGGUGGCCUGUAAUGAGGAAUAUGCUGCCAUUGAUAUAAAUUCGUUGAGUGCUCAGCAACAAGAGGCAUUAAUUGCAAAAUCAAGACUUUUCCAUUUACAAGCUGGUUUUGGUAAUGUUGGUGGUGGCGGCACAGCAGGUGUUAUUGGCAACAACAAUGAACAAGUCGCCGCUAACCUUAACAAUCAGCAACAACAACAGCAGCAGCAACAACAGCAACUACAGCAACGUAAACAUUUUGAUUUAGAUAUGUCACAUAUAAUGCCUCUUACGCCACCACAAAAACAACCUCCAGCUCCACCUGUUUUGCAAGCGCAGCAGCCACCAUCACAAACAACAUCACAGCCGCUACAACAGCAAGCUUCUCAACAACAGCCGCAGCAGCAAAUUAAGCUUAAGGGCAAUCAGCGUAAAAGUCGUCAACAACCACCACAACCAUUUGAAGUUAGUAUACCAAACACUGCCAAUGCCAGCAACAACAACAACAACAGUAACAAUACGAACAAUGAACAACAGCAACAACAACAACAAAUGCAAGAUAUUGAACGUUCUCAGCCUUUGGGUGAUGAUGGAUUGGGCAAUAAGCCACAACAACAGUCCACAACACAGCAGCAGCAACAACAACAGCUACAAUUUUCCUGCUUUAAUGAUGAUUCACGUUUCAUAAGACGUCGUGUUUUAAGGCAGGAUUUCAAUAAGCUGUCAAAUGAUCAGAAAAAUAUUCCUGCUACUUUGUUGCCUGCCUCUUAUUUGGAUAUGACUGGUGGUAAUGUUAAUAACCAGAACCAAAAUGUUGGUGAUGGAGCAGAUGCUAUAACCUUGAAUCAAAAUCUAUUGGCAGUUGCUCCCGCCAUGGGUGAUGGUUCGGAAAUGCAGCCAGUAAUUAUAGCCAGCCCAGAACCUCUAAAUUUUGCACCCAACCAGGCGUUGAUGAUGCAAGAACUUUUCGAUCCUAAUAAUCCACAGACUCCACUAACCUUGGCAACAACUCUACCACAAGGAACACAAUUUGUUUUGGGACCGGCACCACCACCUCAGCAACAACAACAACUGCAGCAGACUCAGUCGCAGCAGCCACAAACUCAGCAACAACAGCAACGCAUUGUGACUGGUAAAACGACACAAAAGUCAGGAGGUAUAACAACACCUUCGGAAGUGUCCCAAAGUACUGCAAUCAGCGAUAGGCCCAAAGCUAAGCCAGUUUCCAAGAAGGAUGGAAAGAUUUUGCGUAAAACCACAACACAAUCAACAGCAGCCACUACACUGCAACAACCAUUGUUUAGGCAAAACCAAAUGGUAUCCAUUUACAAUAACUUGCCCAUGUUAAUAACAAAUGAAGCUACUCCGAGUCUCCAAACCCAACAAGCCAUUAUGAAUCAUAUGGUGUUUGCCGCCCAACAGCAUCAACAACAACAAAUUGCUUUAGAUGUUGUUAACGAUGCUCAAGUAGUGACACAGCAACAGCAGCCGCAACAACAGGGUGUUAUUGCUUUAAGUAAUUCACCAGCAUCACCAUUGGCUUCUCCUUCUUCCGGAGCCACCGCUUUAUGUGAUCCGCAACUGCAGCAGUUUAUGGAAAUACAAGCAGCAGAGGAUAUGCACCAGCAGCAGCAGCAACCAGAAAACGAGCAAACUGCACAAGAGAUUCAAGAGGCUUUAGAUGCAGCACUCUCCGAUUCCAAAUUAGCUGUUACUGAUUCCCUAAAUGCUCUUAGCAAGGCUAAUGCAGCGGCAGCCGCUGCAGCUGUGGCCAAAGCUUGUGGCCUUAAUCCAGCCGAACAGCAAGAAUGCCUUAAAAAACUGCAAGAGGGUUGGCAGAUUGUAGACUUACGCCAGCGUAUAUUCCAUAAACAACCAAAAUCGCCUACAGAAACACCACCCGACAAGCAGAUCAUAGAUAUAACUAAUUUGGAAAAUGAAUUGGACUCUAGUGAGACCGAUGCUAAUAAUGAAAUGAAAAAUUUAGCUACACUUUGCACAGCUGCUGCACAAGCAGCUGCAGUCAAUGUCACAGCAGGAGAGACGGAUACCAAAGACUCCGGCAAAACGACAGUUGACAACAGCAAGGGCAGCAGCAAGAAACAGCGCAAGCUAUCCAAAAAAGAGAAACUAUCACAACAAGAUGGUUUGGAGUUAUGUCGUUUACCAGAACCCCUAAAGGAUAAUUACAAAGAAGAACGAAGAAACUCGGUGGACGAUCGGCAGUCUUUAGCUUCGGAAGUAUGUCAUGCUGAGGAUGAUGUCAACUCCUCGGACCUAGAACAGCAGGAAGAGGAUUCAUGCAAAUCUAUACAAGAAUUGGAUGAUACACAAUUACAAUUACAAUUGAAAUCACCCACUAAAGGCAUUAAGCCAAUUUCACAGCGUUUAGAGAAUCUAAUACUUUCGAAUGCUCCUCUUAAGCCUGGAGAUUUGUCUCAGGCAUUUACGGAUUUGCGACAAGAAAUUGGAGCCGACGUACUCACAGUAUUCCCGCAAAAUAUGAAUUUAAAAUUUGCCGGCAAUACAGCACUGAGUAAUGCCCUGCAACAACAUUUGGCUGCAGUUAAACAGCAAAUCGGCGAUGUAACUGAAGAUUCUGGUGAUGGCAUGUUACAAGUUGGUGGUGGUGGUGACAAUGACUCAUCUAUAGCUGCUCAAAGUAAUGAACAACAACUAGUCUAUCCAUCAUCUAUGGAUGCUGAAACCUUGGAACAAUUUGCUAAUGCUGCUGCACAGGCUAACAACAAUAAUAACGAUAAUACUUCGGUAGUCGCUGUGACUACUGGAGGCGUUCAAGAUCAAGUAGUGGGCGUCUCAGGUGAACAGACCGAGGAGGGUAUGCGAGAAGAAAUGUAUGAUAUUGAGGUGGAAAUGGAUGACUUUUUCCAUGUCAUACACAAUGUUCAUGAUCCUGCUUUACAAGAAUUUGCUAGCAACUUAAAUUGUGGUGAAUUAGCAGACUUUGGUAUUAAUUCGAUCUGCAAGACACGCUGGAAUGGCAAUUGGGCUUUGACUCCGAAAUGGACUAGCCAAGAUCAAUUGAUAAGCGCCGCUGCUGCGGCCCACCAUCAACAGCAACAACAACAACAGGGUCUUUUGGCAACCAACGAAGAGCAACAGCAGCAACAGGAGCAACAAAGACAGGCGAAUCAAUUAUUAUUGGACUAUCAAUUGCAACAGCAAUUACAGCAAAGAUUUGCUGAUGCCGAUGAAAUGCAAAUGCAGCAACAUCAACAUCAGCAAACUACGUUGUCGUUGAUACCCUUUUCACCUGAAGAUGCUGCUGCCGCGUCCGCUGCUGCUGCUGCAGUACAACAACAGCAACAAUUGCAAACACUGCCUACAGCUACGUCGGCUGCCAACACAGUGGCUGAAUACCAAUUACAGCAGCAACAACAACAGCACCAGCAACACACCCAGCAUCAUGGUUUAGAUCAAGAACUAAAACAGCAUAUACAACAACUACACCAGCAACAACAAACCAAUGUGCGCUUGUUAAAAGCCGUUGCGGCUGCUGCUGCUAAUCAACAGCAACAACAGCAACUUACUACUAAUCAGCAACAGCAAAAUGUAACAAACAAUAAUAACAAUAACUUUGUCUUCAAUGUUGAUGGUUGCGGUGGUGUAGGCUCGACUGUAGCCGACAAGUCUUCACAAUCUUUACAGUUAUUAUUCCAAUUACCACCUACGGUUCAACAGCAGCAGCAGCAACAACAACAAGACGAUGUUGCUGCCACAGCUCAACAACUACAACACUUGAAAUUACACCACCAAGAACUGCAAGAUCAGCAAAAACAACAGCAGCAACAAUUAAAGUUAUUGCAGCAACAAGAGCAAGAUUUGUCACAAACCACUGCUGAAAGUUUAAUGCAACAACAGCAGCAACAGCAACAAACCACAUUAGAACAAGUGGCACAAAAUAAUCUCUUAUUGCAGCAGCAGGCCGCUUUAGCCCAACAGGUACUCAAUCAGCAGGUCUUAAAGCAAAAGCAACAACAAUUGUUAAUGCAGCAGCAGCAACAAUCAACACAGGUUCAAGUUUCUACACAGACUCAAUCAUCUGUUGUGGUGCCUCAUCCAAAUGCCGUACAAGUUCAAACAUCACGUGCUGUUACCAAUCAAUUUUGUCCUACGCUGUCAACUAUGGCUGCCGCUGUUGAUGUCGGUUUGGGCAGUGUUUGUGCUCUAACGCCACAACAACAACAGCUACAACAACAACAGCAACAACAACAACAACAACAACAACAGCAGCAGCAACAACAUCAAACUUCGCUUGAACAACAAAUGUUAGCAGCUGGUUAUGCAGCCAGCGUACUUGCCGUAACACAACAUCAACAACUGCCCGUACCAGCACCGUUGACAGCAGCUUUAAAUCAAGUUGUGGCCAAUGCAUCGUCGGUAAUGCCACCCCAGGCCUCCACUAGUUCUGGUAGUAGCAAAAUGCCGGGUGGUAUUGCUAAGAAGGUAAUCGACAAACAGUCACGCAAGGAACGUAAUCGUUAUUCAUUGCUACGUUCUGCAGCCGGUAGUCAAGCCAAUGCUGCCGCACAACAGCAAUAUCAACAAACAGUUGCCGCAACUACUGCCUUAGACAAAACCAUCGAUGUAGAUUCCGAAACUGAUUCCAAUCAUGACACAGCUCUUACUCUCGCCUGUGCCGGAGGCCAUGAAGAAUUAGUUGAGUUACUCAUAAAUCGUGGUGCAAAUAUAGAACAUCGCGAUAAGAAGGGCUUUACACCAUUGAUUUUGGCAGCGACUGCUGGUCAUGAGAAAGUUGUAGAUAUUCUACUUAAACAUGGCGCCGAUUUGGAGGCACAAUCUGAACGUACUAAAGAUACACCACUAUCGUUGGCCUGUUCAGGUGGACGUUAUGAAGUUGUUGAACUAUUGUUGGGCAUAGGAGCGAAUAAGGAACACCGCAAUGUGUCCGAUUAUACACCAUUGAGUUUGGCAGCUAGCGGUGGCUAUGUGAACAUCAUAAAGUUGUUGCUUAGUAAUGGCGCUGAGAUUAAUUCACGAACUGGCAGUAAAUUGGGCAUAUCACCGCUAAUGUUGGCCGCUAUGAACGGUCAUACGGCAGCGGUGAAAUUGCUGUUAGAUCAGGGUUCGGAUAUUAAUGCUCAGAUUGAGACCAACCGUAAUACUGCUUUAACCUUGGCCUGCUUCCAGGGCAGACAUGAGGUGGUUAGUUUGUUGUUAGAUCGUAAAGCCAAUGUCGAACAUCGCGCUAAGACUGGUCUAACGCCCCUCAUGGAAGCCGCCUCGGGUGGGUAUAUAGAAGUCGGACGUGUUUUGUUAGACAAGGGAGCUGAUGUUAAUGCAGCGCCAGUACCCACCUCAAGAGACACGGCCUUAACUAUAGCCGCCGAUAAGGGCCACUUGAAAUUCGUUGAAUUACUGUUGGCUCGUGGAGCGGCGGUGGAGGUAAAGAAUAAAAAGGGCAACUCACCCCUAUGGUUGGCUGCCCAUGGUGGCCACUUGAGCGUCGUUGAUAUAUUAUAUAACCACAAUGCCGAUAUAGAUUCACAAGACAAUAGACGUGUUUCCUGUUUAAUGGCCGCUUUCCGUAAAGGUCACACCAAGACCGUCCGUUGGAUGGUACAAUAUGUCACUCAGUUUCCUUCCGAUCAGGAAAUGAAUCGCUUCAUUAGUACUAUAAGCGAUAAGGAGCUGUCGGAGAAAUGCUACGAUUGCAUGAAAAUCAUACGAGCGGCAAAAGAGGCACAAGCCGUUAAGGCCAAUAAGAAUGCUUCGAUACUGUUGGAAGAAUUGGAUAUGGAGAGAACUCGUGAAGAGAGCAGGAGAGCUGCUGCUGCUCGUCGUCGUGAGCGCAAAAAGAAGAAGAAAAUGGAAAAGAAAGAGGAAAAGCGCCGCCAAAUGGAAGAAGCCACUGGUGGCUCAAGCAAUCAGCAAGAACAAGACGAUAAAGAUUCCGACAAAGAUGAGGAAUCUGAUCACGAGGAUAACAAUGCCGCCGAUGAAGAUGAUGACCAACAAAAUCCUCAAAAUUAUCGUGAAGAAGGUGACUCUGGUAUAGAUCAAGGUUCAUGCUCCAGCACCGAUAUUAAGGCUUCGGUUGGAAAUUCACAAAACAAUGACAAGUCUGUUGGCGGUGGUGCUAGUGCGGGAGGUAAAAAUAAAAACAAAAAGAAAAAUAAACAGCAGAAUACUCGCAACAGUAGUCCUGUUGUAGAAGAACCUCAAAUAGUCCAACCUGCCCCAGCUGCAAAACAACAACAGCAGCAACAACAACAGCAACAGAACAAUAAAAAGAAAGACGAAAGUACCAACUCAAAGGCUGUCUCUAACAGUAACAAGAAAAAUGCUGCAGAACAAAAUACUUUAGCUGCUAAAACUCAAAGUAAUAACAACAAUGCAAAUGCCAGCAACAAGAAAUCGGAUCAUCAACAUAAGAAAGAAGAAGUUAUUAAUAACAACAACAAUACUUCUUUGAAUACUGGCUCUAACACCAACACAACAGCCGGCAACAAAAAGAAAGAGUCCAAUAAACAAAAGGAAAAAGAAAACUUGGCACCCAAAGAAUUAACAGCCGCAGGAACGGCUCAGUAUCAACCAACACCGCAAGCAACACAAACAAAUAGCCACAGUCAUAUUCAUAAUAAUAAACAGCAACAACAGCACGCUCAUGUUCAACAACAAGCAAACAGUAAUAAUAAAUCGGAAACAUCUUCCGCUGGUAAUCGUAAAUCACUAAUAUUCUCUGCUUCCAAAACGGCUGAGGAGAAUAACAAACGUGACAUGGAAUCUAUUGCCUCCACUACGUUGAGUUCGACUUCGUCAAACAAUAAACCACACCCAGCCACAAGUGUACCCAAAAGAGGAGAAGACGGCUGGAAAGAGGUUGUACGCAAAAGUUCAACACAACAAUCGACCACUGCGUCUGCAACAUCUGGCUCUGCUUCCAGUAAUACUUCUACAUCAACAGCGAUCAACAGCAAGGAGUCUACGUCCAGUACUUCAACAACCCUCUCUUCCUCGUCAAAUUCUUCCUCGUCUACGACCAUAACCGUACCUGGAGUUUCGACAACUACCACCGUUACAUCUACAGCCCCCGAAAUGACCUGCAAAAAGGUACAAGUUCCCGUCAAUGCCAUCUCCCGUGUAAUUGGACGCGCUGGCAGUAACAUCAAUGCCAUAAGAGCCACUACAGGAGCCCACAUUGAAGUAGAGAAACAAGGCAAAAAUCAAUCUGAACGUAGUAUAACCAUUAAGGGACUUACGGAAGCUACCAAACAGGCUCACAUGUUGAUUUUAGCUCUAAUCAAGGAUCCUGAUGUGGAUAUAUUACAAAUGUUACCACGCAUUAAUACUACUAUUAAAGCAUCCGUGGUGCCUCCUGCGUCGACCACUCCGCCAUCUUCAAUCUCGACCAUGCAAGUUGGAACAUGGGAUAACAAAACAGCUAUGCAGUCCUCUAGUGGCGGACAAAGCAGUAAUAUGUCGUCAGGAUCGUCAACAACAUCGUCUGCCUCGUCUACGCCCGGCACUAACCUAAACUCGAAAACAACCGGAAAUUUGAAUUCCAAAUCGAAUACAAAGUUGCAAGGAGGUAUUGGUUCAAAUCAAAAUAAAUCUGCCAUAGGUAGAACACAACCUUCAAAACCUUUCUAUGCUCAGCAAACACUCACAUCUAGCCGUGGUUCAGGCGUAGGUGCAGCCUCUAAUAACAGCAAUCAAAUGAAACAUAAAGAUCUUAAUAGUAAGGGUUUGUCAGGACCCGGUUUUAGUCAGAAAUCUGCUGGAACUCCUGGAGGCAAAACAACUGGAACCACUUUUGGAGGAUCUGGAGUAAAUAAUCAAACAUUUGCGGCUAAACUGCUAACAGGUGGCGCCGCUACUUCAUCUUUAACUGGCAACAAUUCGUCUCCUACUAAGAAGUCGGAACUAGGAGGUUUGCAAAGAUCGGGAAUAACAGCUCCAUAUGGACGUGGUAAACCUGUACCCAGCUCAACUAUACCCUCCUUGGGAAGUGUAGGAGUUUUGAACCAAAACAAUAACACCCUAUCCGGUCCCAUAGGAACAUUUAAUGUAGCCGAGGCUGCAGCUGCUGUGGCAGCAGCAAAUGCUGCAGCUGCUCAAGCAGCAAAUCAUAAUGCCGCCUCUUCGAACACAACUGCACGUUCUGUGACCCCAAUAGGUCCUCCAAAUAAACAACGAGCUCCUACACCCACAGCUCAACAACAAUCGGCAGGACAUAUUAACAACAAUGUCACUAUACAAGCAACACAAUCUAUGCAACAGCAACAAAAUUUGCACAUUAAUACUGGCAACCUAGGUGACAAUGUUAAUCCGACUGGAGGAUCAGCGUCAUUAUCUACACCUGGUAGCUUUGGAGCUCAAUUGGCAGCCAAGAUAAGCAGCGAAUACUCACUUUUCAAUGAUUAUCAUCAGUCCCAAUGGGGCAGUGCAGAUAAUUCACAGAACUACCCUAAUCCCAAUGCUUUGGUUAAUGAUAAUGUACCUCAAGCAGAUGCUUCUAAGGCUCCUGGUUACAACCGCAAUAUAUUAAGUUCUCCCGUGGGAAGUUCUAAAGCUUCCAACUCCAGCACACCACCGGGAAAUGCCGCUACAAGCAAUCUCAAUGUAGCCUCUCAGCAAACACUAACUAUUUUGCCCGAGAGUGGUGUAGCUCCUAUAGGAUCUACAGCAUCGCAGGCAGCAAGGUCACCAGCUGGUAUAUCUGUAGUUGGUAAUGAUUUGACCCCACCAUCAGCUGCUAAUGCCGGUCAGGCUGCACCACAGCAACAAGAUAAUAGUGCUAUAUCGCCUAAUGUCAUUAAACCACCUGGAGCCAUAGGUCAAGCAGCUACUGCAACAUGUCCUCCAACACAGCAACAACAAGCAAAUCCUGGAAAUGUAUCACAACCACCUCCUAGUGGUUUGGCUAUACAAAGACCCCAGACUAGUGGCCAGCAUAGAGCGAAUGCCUCCAAUAAUUCUACACAACAAUCUCCGCCAUCGGCACAGCCCAACGUUGCAGAUAAUUCGGGAAAUACACUAAAUUUUGGCCCAAUAGGUCCCUCAAAUUCAUUGAAUCGUGGCAAUAACCCUGCCGGAGCUAUAGGUGAACAACCACGUUUCUACGAUCCCACUAAUCAAAUGAAUGUUGCUGUGCCCAUGGGCUUCCAAAUUGAUCCCAGUCUUAUGCAACAGCAGGGCUACAAUUCGGCCAACUCUAGACUCAAUCCCAGAGCUUCGGUAUUUGGCGGACAACAGCCGGGCAAUAAAUCACAAACACAAUCAUCACAAGCCUUGGCUUCAGCCUUAUACCACCAACAGCAACAACCACCAACUCAACAGAAUCAACAAGGAAAUGUCUUCAAUGCCACACCAGGAAAACCCGUAAAUGUUGGCCAGAAUUUAGCACCGCAACGUCCCCAAUCUCAACCUCAAACAGGGCAAACACAAAAUCAGCGUUGGUAUGGCACCGACUAUGCUGGCAUGGCUACAGCCGGUGGUUAUGUACCACCUUCAACCCGAGACAUAUUAAAUUUGGAGAAUGGCUCAACUGGUGGUCUGGGCGGUGCUGGUACCAAUUCACCAGCUGCCAUGUCACCCAGUCAGGGUGGCAAUGUCAAUGCCAACAAUCCUGCUGGACUCCUACAAACACCCCCACAAAUGCCAGGUCAACAAUCGGCCGAUGAUAUGCGCAAAAUACCCAGACCCAUUGGUACAGAACGGGCAUCAUGGAAGUACAAUAACUAUCCAGGUAUGGCAAAUAUGGGCAUGGGCGUAGGAGGUUUAGCUGGUGCCGUUGGUUUAGCUACAAUGGAUGAUAAUUUGGCUGCUAUGACAGCAGCUGCAGCUGGUAUCCCAGGUGCUGGUAUACCAACUGGUCCUUUGCCACCAUGGCUUUUGGGCACCACCGCCGAUAAGCAAGCAGCGGCCGCAGCCGUACAACAGCAACAACAACAGCAGCAACAACAUUCAAAUUGGAUGAAGCAGCAGUAUCGUUACUACAAUCAAGGUGCAGCUGGUGCUGGUACCAUAGGCGGUCUAACGGGUCUUGGCGGUCCGGCCGAUUACCAUCAUCAACAAGAUCAAUUUCAUAUGGCUUUGGAUUAUCAUAACACUAUGCCACCACCAAAUUUGAAUCAGAAUCAGCCAAUGAAUCUUAUACCCACUUAUACAACUUAUCCACAUUUCUUGGGUCAUGUUGGUGGUAAUGAUAUGUCUCAUAUGCCGGAAAAGAUCGAAUUGUGGGAUCAUCAUGAUAAACAUACUUGGACCAGCAAUUGGACCAAUUGAUGAUGCAAACGUAAAAUCAGCCAGUGAAUCUAGAAAAAAGUAAUCCAGCAACUGUAAACUAACAACAAUCGUAAAUGAAUAGCGUUGCUUAUUCUUUAAAUAUAAAUCCGGACACUGAAAAAACAAGAAGGAGCUAAUUUAGAAAAAACACACAAUUAUCUAUCACUUUCUCUCUCUCUAAACUAUAAAGUUUUUUGAUUUGGAAACAUAAAAAAAAAAAUUAAAUACUACCAAGAAUAAUAUUUAUAAAAUAUUAUUAUUAAUUAAUAAUUACUCGUACUACUCUUCAAUACAAGUUAAAAAAAUAUAUAUAUUUUUUGGAUUAAGCUUAAACAAAAACAAAAAAAAAAAAAAAAACACUACAAAAAUAUUUGAAAUGAAUUAAAACAAAAGUUAUAAUACAAGAGAUCUUAUUGCAAAAAUUAAAUGAUUUAAUGAAUGAAUGAAAAUGGUUGAAUUAAAACGAGUUGGAAUUUAAUUUAUCAUUAUACUUUGUUUAAAACGUAAAUAUUAAUUUUCUUCUUAUGAGUUUUUUUACUCCAAACAUUUUACGCUUGAAGCCUUGAAUAUUAUUAUUAUUAUUUUUUUGUUUUGGGAUUUUUUUUUUUAUUUUUUGUAUGUAGAAAAAAAUGAAAAACAAAAUGAAACAGUUUUUUGAAAAAUAUUUGCAUAUUAAUAAAAACAAAAAACUCUUUACUGCUCUUCUUAUAUUGUUAUAUUUAACAUGAAAACAAAAUGCAUUAAAUGAAAACUUUCAAAACACUGGAAAAGAUAAAUCUUUGAUUGCAAAAAAAAGAAAACAAAAAAAAAAAAAAAUAAAACUCAUAUUAUAUGGAAAAU
Molecule: messenger RNA, 15675 nt
Organism: Lucilia sericata (common green bottle fly)
Lineage: Eukaryota; Metazoa; Arthropoda; Insecta; Diptera; Calliphoridae
Gene: mask
Product: ankyrin repeat and KH domain-containing protein mask
Exons: 17
Coding region: 805-14835 (4676 amino acids)
Biological process (GO): innate immune response
Cellular component (GO): cytoplasm
Molecular function (GO): protein binding; RNA binding
Source: RefSeq, a predicted model, not a curated record